UGCUGCUUUAAACUGACUUCAGUUUUCUUUUAAGCAAAAGUCAAACAUCUGCUAACUGGUUUUCACAACAUAAUCCUGCAUAAUUUAAUGGAAACCAUAAUGGAUGCCUGGGACGGAAUGAAUUUAAAUGGUACAUAAUGCAUAAAAGUCAUAAAAAUGUAAUGUGUGCAGCAGAUACAACCUGCUAACAUUUUCUCUUCAUCUUUCAGGCUGCUCCUUCAGUAUUUUCCCAGUUUCUGCUAACAAUUGGUGGAUAGUGAUCACUAAGAAUAACUGGGCUCACCGUGGGACUGGCCUGGACCAGCCUCAGAUUCCCACGACCCCUCCUCUACACAUACAGACACAAAUCAAAACACAAGCUGCAGAGGCGCACAAGCAGAGCGGACACACAGGGAGGCAGAGCGGCUUUGCACCACUUUUAGUAAAAGACUGUUAUUUACUAUAAAAGCUUCAUUUCAGGCUCCGCAGUGUCCGCUGUUGGGCUGGAUCACACAGUCAAGAAAAGGAUUUUUUAAAAACGUAGAUGGACUCCAAGUGAAAGUGUGGAUUGAACACACGGAGGAGUGGGAGGAAUAACGCAACUCAUGGUUAUUUAUUUUGAUGAUGCCGAGGAGCCCGUUUCUGCUUCGGAUUUACCUCCAAAACAAGUUUGAAGCCCGAGGAUGACGGCAACCAGUCCUGUCUCCAGCCGCGCCUCCUCCCACUCCUCACCUGGUUGCAUCCCAGCAUGCCAGAGGCAACUGAGGAAAGGCAAGACCCUUCAGACCAAACUGCACCUGCGCUCUGGCCCAGGUGUGUGGCUCCUGCUGGGUGUCAUGGUGGUUUUGGUGGGGAUGUCGGUGGCGGUGGUGGGCUACGUAUCUGCACCACCGAAGCGGGUCACUAGCGGCCCAGUCACCCCCAUCGACAGGAUGAAGCUAGCUGGGCCUGUGGUCAUGGGCGUGGGGCUGUUCAUCUUCAUCUGCGCGGCCACGCUGCUCUACGAGAACCGGGAUCUUGAAGUCCGCAGACUGGACACACCUGAUGACCUGGAGGACCUGAAGGGAGGAGACGGCUGGGAGGAUUCGCAGGAGCAGCCCAGCUUCAGCUGUGAGGAGCCGUGGGAGUGCAAAGAUGGAGAGCAGGGAACCUGGGCCGCUCCAACCCACACACUCCCCCUCUCCAACCAGAACUGUGGUCCUCCUCUUCAUCCUCCUCACAGGAACAGCGUCAGCAGCAGCAGAGAAUCGCCGCCACUUUGUCCGGAUGCAGGAGGUAGAGAUAGAGAGGAGGAGGAGGAGGAGGGGGAGAAGGGAAGGUCAACAUUGCUGGCACGAGUUCUGCACCACCAGGAGCCAACUCCUCACCCUCCCUCCCCUUGCCCGUCCAUCUCUCACUCCGUCUACUCAGACUCUUGCAACUCUAGUGAGAUCAACUUCAACAUACGGACAAGCUUUCCUCAAAACUGAACCUCCCACUCGUUCAAAUUCUGCUGUCUCAUAAAAUAUGCAUGAUGAGAUUCAUUUGGAAGUUUCACGUGCAGACACACACUUAAGACAAGACUAUGCAUUCCACAAUAAACACAUGAAAUGUUUGUUGGUAUGUUUCAGUGCCUCCGAGUGGCGCAGUGGCUCUGAGUCACUGUCUGUGAAGGGUGUUUUUGUCCUACAUCGUUCUCUGACUCACCCACGUUUGAAAGAUUGGAGCUAUGCUGUUUGAUGUCAACUCGCCAUCUUGUUGUCUUUGAACUCACCCAUGCCCCAAAAUCCCUAAAGCCACUGCUCGUUUGACCAUAUUUGGACGUGAGGAGGGUUGCUGAAAACUUAUUUGGGUGCCGUACUCGGAGACAGAAUCACUCACUUCCUCUCUUUCUUUCUCUCUCACACACACACACACAGGCUGAGGUACAGCGUCUACAUUUCCUCAGUUAAGUGGAUGAGCUAGAUUAGGUCUUAAAUGAGACUUUAUCUAAUCUCACACAUACUGUAAUCUACUCUUUAUCUGAGGAAAUUGUGUCUCGCUAUACACAAGAGAAGCGCACAAGGCCACACUCCUCUCACUCGACACCUACAUCCACGCUAUAAAUACCAGCUGCUGUUCUGUACACAUGCAAGUGUGGACUGGAGUGUUUUACUGUAAUUCAAUUUUUUUCUCUUUUUUUUUAGAAUUCAGUGUCAGCUCCUCUGCUUUUUCUCGAGUGUGGAGAGGUGAGAUCUUAAAGAAUUUCAAUCAGAUGGUGGAAAGAAAGAAAAGAGCAAUGAUUGAAAAAAGAAAGAAAGAAAACAGAAAAAAAUGCCAAAUCUGGUGAGGCUGAGUUAUUCCUGACGCAGCUUCACUGAGAAAAACGGCCCUGUGAGUGGUGUAACUGGAGCCUCACUCUCCCACCAUCCCGACCUUUCAUCUCCUCUCGCUUCAUCAUCUGAUUCCUACGCUUUAUUCAAAUACCCCAUCCUCCAUCUAAAUCUCUAGCUUCUGCAAAAAAACAGCAAAACAAUGCAGAGUAGAAUGGUAUCGGGUCCAAUUAAGCGAAAGCGAACAGUUUGAGAGGUAAAAAGGGGGUAGGAUUUUUAAUUAUCGCCAGCAUUUUCUCCUCCAGCCUCUAAUUACACAGGGGAUCAGUCUGAAGGUUUUUAUAGGUGCUCUAGGACUGCAGAGUAUUUCCUUGUUGUUCGGGCCCAUGCUGGGAUCCUGCCAUCCAGAUGACGACUGAGACUGAAGCGUACAGUAAUUUAGCAGCCGCACAUUUUACUCUCUAAAAAACAGCACCUAUCUUUUUUUCUCUUACACUUUUAGAGACUCGGGAGAAGGUUUAGUGUAGGUACAUUAUGCUGUUUUAAGAUGCUGGAUGCAUAUUUCAGUAGCAGGUAUCAGGCUAGAUGUGUCUGAAUCUUGCAACAAUCUGCAAGCAGCCUCCUUCGCACUCGUCGCUCAGAAAAGCAGCUCUCUCCACACAUAUACGAGUCCUCGCUGUGAGAGAUGCUCUGAUGUGAUUACACUUGGAGGAGAAGACACUGAAUGUCAGGGCUGCGACCAACGAUUAUUACUGAUUAAUCUGCAGAUUACUGUCACAUAUUUUUGCUUAGACUACCCGGUUUCAAGGUACAUCCAGUUUGAAGUAAUACAGCCAUGCAAUAAAUCUUCAUAAAGGUCAUUAAUGUUCAGUUUUAGAGGUAAUUUAUCAUUAUUGCUGCAAUAAUUCAAAACCAUUUUAAUAACAGAUUACUCAUUAAAGUAACUUUUUCAUGCAAACACGGCCAAAAUGAGAAAAUAUAUUUCUUUUUUUCCCCUAUUUUAUAUAUUAAAGCAAAUAUAUUUGUGUUGAUAUUUGUUGAUUUGUUGAUAUUUGGACUGACAAACAAGAGAUUUAAAGACAACACCUUAGACUCUGAGAAACUGGGUUGGACAUUUUCACUAUUUUCUGACAUGUUCUAGAUCAAAUGAUUAAAAAUGAGAAUAAUCAUUUGCUGCAGUCCUAGCUUGUAGUGAAGUUAGUUAUUGUGUCCAUGCUAUUAGCAGUAUAUCAAUGAGGUUAGGCACAAGUCACAAGUCUUUAAAUUGCUUCAAGCUGAUUGUUUUGUCACUGAAGACACUGAAUGUCAGGGCUGCGGCCAACGAUUAUUACUGAUUAAUCUGCAGAUUACUGUCACAUAUUUUUGCUUAGACUACCCGGUUUAAAGGUACAUCCAGUUUGAAGUAAUACGGUCCUGCAAUAAAUCUUCAUAAAGGUCAUUAAUGUUCAGUUUUAGAGGUAAUUUAUCAUUAUUGCUGCAAUAAUUCAAAACUAUUUUAAUAACAGAUUACUCAUUAAAGUAACUUUUUAAUGCAAACACGGCCAAAAUGACAAAAGAUAUUUCUUUUUUCCCCCCUAUUUUAUAUAUUAAAGCAAAUGUAUUUGUGUUUUGGACUGACAAACAAGAGAUUUAAAGACAACACCUUAGACUCUGAGAAACUGGGUUGGACAUUUUCACUAUUUUCUGACAUGUUCUAGACCAAAUGAUUAAAAAUGAGAAUAAUCAUUUGUUGCAGUCAUAGCUUGUAGUGGAGUUAGUUAUUGUGUCCAUGCUAUUAGCAGUAUAUCAAUGAGGUUAGGCACAAGUCACAAGUCUUUAAAUUGCUUCAAGCUGAUUGUUUUGUCUCAAACAUGAUACUGAGCUUAUUGUUAUGUUAGACAGAGAAAAGCCACAAAUCAUCAAAUUGUUGCUUAAAGGGACAGUCCUCCCCAAAACCAAAAGUACAUAUUUUCAAAUUCCCUGUAGAGCUUUUUAUCACUCUAAAUCUUUUUGGUGUGAGCUUCAGAGUAGUUGUGAGAGUAGUUUUGGAACUAGAUUGCACUCUGCUUGUGGUGCUCAGAGCUAAAAAAAAAAUGUUUUUUUCAAAAACUCAACAACAAUGUCUCUCUCCAGAAACCAUGACCCAGUUACUUGAGAUAAUCCACACAUCUUAUGAGCAGUUACAUGUGCAAAUCAUACGAGAAAGAAAAGAGAUAUUGCUGUUUUUUCAAAUGUAUAUUUUUUUCACACUUUCAUAGUUCCAUUAUAUCAGCAGACAUCUGUACAGCUGAUGUUUCCGACAUGUGACACCUCACACCGAAACAAUCUAGGCUGAUAAACCAUACCACAGGAAAAAUCUGUAUUUCUGACUUUGAGGUGACCUGUCCCUUUAAAUAAUUAUUCAAAUGAAUAAUCAAAUAACCAUCUAACUUUGUCAGUUUGAUCUGUUUUUUUCUUCACACACACAUGUUGGAUACAGUUCAAAUUUAUCAGCACCAGUCCUGCCAUGAAUCUAAAUAUCUGUGCACACAUGCAAUCUGCACUGCAGCAACACCAGAAAUCUUUGAGGUUUCUUGUGUGCGUGUGCAACAGUGUUGUUACAUAAUUCAGCAGCACACGUUUUUUUUUCUGCUGCAUUGAGAUAUAACUGAACCCCCUCCUCUGAGAGACGGAUGUGUUUGUGUAUUGAUACAUAUCGAAGCAGAUGGACAUGAGGCUGUAAGCUGCUUAACCCUGCGCUGACUCAGGACACAUGCAAUUUCUCUGUUCCUUAAGAGACAGAGGAGCUGUGAUCGACAUUUUUUGGUAUAAAAGAUGUGAGUGACUGAGGAUCAACCGGCUGGAAGAAGUGUUUUUAAACUCAUAGACUUUUACCUGUUACAGCAGGAAGUGGGAUUCAGUUAAGAAGUCUUUGUAAAAAAAAAAAAAAAAAAAAAAAAAGUGAGCAGCAUCAGCUGGAUGGAAAAUGUUUUUCACCACUAAAGAGGAGUUUUAACUUCGUCUGGCAUUCAAAACAAAGGGAUGAACUUUUAUAUGUAACAUUCACAUUGUAACUUCUGUUAAAACAAGCUAAUAAACCAAAUGACAUUUCUGACAUUUAAGAAGACAUAAAAUCUCUCUGGUGGCCAAACUCUGCACACCACCCCUAUGGAGUCUUCUUUUCAAAUUUGCAGCUUUUCCCCCUCCUAAAAAACUUUGGUUGUUUGAUCACCUUCAAGCUUUCAGCAGCUGUGAUCCAUGCAGAACUAAUAGCAGGUGCAUUCCUGACUAAUCCAAUUUUAGCCCCACGUCCGGCCUCCUCUGCAGUCCGUAUGCUGCAGUCGAUGGAGGAAGUCUACCGCUCAAAAUGAAAGGACUAAUAUUCAGUUUUUUUGUCAUCAUGCUGCUCACACCAGUUCAAGGUAAGACCGUGUGGUACCUUGUUUUAUACCAGGUGUACCUAAACUGUGUCUGCUGUUGAUGCUUCUCUGGCUUUUAUGUUUUCCCCCUUAACGAUCAACAACUAGACAUAAAAAUCGUAUUAAUUUCUGUUUCAUUAUUCAUGAGCAACAGCAACAGAAUCACCUUGAUCCUCUUAAUUUGUGAAAUUUCAUCAAGGAAUGUUUUAUGUCAUGUCCAUAGUGUCUAAUUCAACAUCCCUGCAAUAAAUUACAGCUGCAACUAA
Messenger RNA from Centropristis striata (black sea bass), 5913 nucleotides. RefSeq lists its product as uncharacterized. The record is from RefSeq and is a predicted model, not a curated record. Bases 663 to 1448 code for a protein of 261 amino acids. NCBI's taxonomy places the organism in Eukaryota, Metazoa, Chordata, Actinopteri, Perciformes, Serranidae. The transcript has 2 exons.